Molecule: messenger RNA, 1204 nt
Organism: Fragaria vesca subsp. vesca
Lineage: Eukaryota; Viridiplantae; Streptophyta; Magnoliopsida; Rosales; Rosaceae
Exons: 6
Coding region: 86-1072 (328 amino acids)
Cellular component (GO): chloroplast
Source: RefSeq, a predicted model, not a curated record
UUUAACUAUAAAAGACUUCGAAUCUAAAACCCUAACCAACAAACUCCACCUUUCCUUUCAAUUCAAAAUCCCCAAAUUCCCACCUAUGGCGUUUAGAAAUCCGGCCACCGUCGCCGUCGUAAUUCUCGCUCUGGUCUUGAUUUCCGACUCGAAUUUCGCGUCGGCCGCUUCGGGUGGGCAGUCCGGCGGAAGCUUGUUCCCCUCCGGCGGAGGUUCGUCUUCGUCUUCAUCGGGGUCUUCGGGUUCAUCGGACUCUUCUUGGUCGUGGGACCACCACCACUCGCCGUCGUCGGGUUCCUUGACGGACGGCGGAUUCUACGGCUUCUUGCUUUUCAUGGCGGUUAUUGUUGGGGUUUUAGUCAUCUGUCAUUGUGCUGGAGUUGGGAAACUAAGCGUCGUCAAGCUUCAGGUUGGUCUGGUGGGCAAGGCGCCAUCGCUUCAAAAGGAUCUUAAUCGACUUACUGAAACUACAGAUAUGUCUACAGCUACGGGUUUGAGUCAUCUUUUGACAGGGGCAUCAACAUCUUUGCUUCGCAAUCUUGAUUAUUGCAUCUCAAGUUAUUCAUCAGUUACUCGGAAGUCUGAGAUGGAAGAUGCAGAGCAAUGCUUCAAACAACUUUCCAUGAGAGAAGCGGCUAAAUUUUCCAAAGUUACGCUUUCCAAUGUGAACAACUUUAUAGUGAGAUCGACAAUCCCGGCACCAAAUGUAGUCCACAAAGAAUAUAUAGUGGUUACAAUUUUGGUGUCUACUCGGGGAGCACAAAAGUUACCCAGCAUCAAUGGCCGUGCCGAUUUGAAGAAAGCAUUACAGAGUCUUGGAUCCAUUCCCUCGAGCAAACUACUGGCGGUUGAGGUCUUAUGGACUCCUCAACAGGAAAAUGAUACAUUGACUGAGAAGGAACUACUUAGAGAUUACCUGCAUUUGAGGGGAUUUUAUGAUCCAGGGUCACUUGAAGAAGGGUCAUAUGACGAUUCCUACCCGUUCUUAGGGGUUACUGUAGACAAGGACUAUUUUGAUGCCAGUCAAACCCACGAGCCAGUAGAUGUUGCUAGUCAAGGACUAUUGGACUAAUAAUUUUUAGCAUGGUAACUCUUUCAUACUGUAUACAUUACCACCAAAAUAAUGUCAGGUUCUUUGUAUGACAUGGUAAAACGUGUUAAAGUUUACUAGUCAAUUCCAAGUUUCAUUUGAAGGGUUUGCAAU